Molecule: messenger RNA, 2108 nt
Organism: Paramecium pentaurelia
Lineage: Eukaryota; Ciliophora; Oligohymenophorea; Peniculida; Parameciidae
Source: the annotation of a GenBank genome assembly
AAUGAAUUCUUAAAUCGACAGAAAUUCUGAUCCUCCUCAUACUAAUGUGAUUUUGGUUGUAAUUACUAACAAAGCAAAUAAAACAUUGCCACACGAUAAAUAUUUAAAAGUGUUUAGUCCUUUCGGCACUAUACAAAGAGUACAUAUAUUUAAGUAGAUUUUAAAUAGAUGCUUAUAUUCGAGAGAUCUCUUACUUGGAAAACAUUUGUUGAGUAUGAUAAUGUAGAAUCAGCAUUCAAGGCAAGAAUGUAGAUGAAUGACAAAUAUUUUUGUGAUGAUCCUUCAUUAUUAAUGAAUGUUUAUGCAAGCAAAUUAACCUAUAUCUCAUUCUAAGAAAACAAUGUGUGGGGUGUUGGUAUAUUUUCUAAGUUUAUUAGAUUAUACAAUAUAAAAGUAAAAAUAAAAAGAAUAAUCUCCACCGAAUGAAGUAAAUUAAUCUUCUCAAUCUUUAAAACCUAUGUAGACAGUUCCUUAAUAAAACUUCUAAUUGUUACAAUCACAAAUGUUAUUUUAACACUAAAUGUCAUAACAAAUACAAUUGAUUAAUACUUUAAUGGGAUAGUUGUAAUAAGUAUGUGUUGAUGGAUUUGCAACUCCUAUAUUGUAGUCUAUAGACUUAUUAAAUUAAAUUGAAAAACAGCAAUCAAUUUUAAAAGAUAUACAUGAUUAUUAAUAGACAUUCCAGAAUGUGACUGAUAAUUACUAAAAUUUUCUAUAAGGGUUUAAUUAAUAAGAUGAAUAGAAAUCUAUUAGUAUCGAAUCAAGCAAGAAUGGAAAAUAAAAUAGAAAGAAAUUAACAUUAUCAAAUGAUAAGAAUGCUAAAAAUGGAGAUUAAAUUGAGUUUAUUUAAAGUUAUCAUGAAAGUGAUAUCACAAAAGAUAUUAUGUUUCAUAGUUCAGAUAAAUUAAUAGAUUAAAUAUAAGUUUAAAAGAUGUAUUAAAGUGAUGGUAAAAGUAUUAAUAAGGUUGAAGAAUUGAACUUUAAUGGUUUAGGUUUGAGAGACUCAGAGGAUGAAGCUGAUGAUUCAAAUUAAUUUGAAGAUGAAUUAUUGAAUGCUUAAUCAGAUGAUGAAGAUAUAAAUAAUGGAUUGUUUAAAUUUGUUGAUUAAAACUAAGGAUUUACUGAAAAGGAUAGAUAAUAAGUUUUUAAGAAAUUGAAUUAAGAUAUGUCAUUUAAUAAAGUAGACAAUAAAGUAGCUGCUGUAGUGGAAAAAUAAACUCAAAAAAACACUAUUGAAUAAUCUUCAAGGAGUGUUGAUAAUAUAGAUUAAUUGAUCAACAAAGGAAAAAUUAUUUAGAGAUCAAUUUAACAACCUACUUCUAAAAGUCAAACUAUUCACUAAUAACCUGAAAAAUUAGAUCAAUAUCUAACUAAAUAAUAAUAAUCUUUUAAAAGUAUAUGAAUUCUCAAUAUUAAUUUUAGAUGUUCAUAAAUCUAAAGUAAUAUAUGCAAGAUGGUUUGAUAAGAAGGUUGUAACAUCAACUAUGCUUUAUAAUAUAUUUAGCAUAUAUGGCAAUAUUGACAAAAUGAUAUUCUUAAAAGAAAGAUCAAGUUGUUUGAUAUAAUAUGUAUCUUAAGAACAUGCUGCUAUAGCUAAGGAAUCUCUUAAUGAAAUAUCUUUUUAUGGAUAAUAAAUAAAGGUAAAUUAAUUGUUUAUAUAUAGAUCUUUUUUUCCAAUUAUGAAGAGAUCUCUUUAAAAACUUAACCAACUAAACCAGGAGAGAUUGUCUUUGAUGUUAAAACUUAAGAAGAAUAUUUUUAGGGAAGUGAAGAAACACAUCGAAUUAAACCAGAUUCAACUUAUACUCUGGCUCCUCCUUGUGAUACUAUUCAAAUCUCUAAUUUAACUAAGAAUUCUUGCUAAGCUUCGAUUAUGUAAUAAUAUAUGCAAGAAUUUGGAUAAAUUAAAGCUAUUAAGUAGUUAUUUAAUUUCAUUUAGAAUUUUGACAACGGGAAAUAAAUACUUGUCAAUAAUCAAGUAUUCAAGCACUGAAGUAGCAUUUACUGCAUUAGCCAAUAUGAAUGGUUUCGAAUUGGAUGGAAGGUAUUUAUAUGAUAACAUUGAAAUAGACCUAUAUAAAUUAACUUUUCUAAACAAAAAUUAUGAU